AUGUCCGCACGCAGAACGAGAGACAGCUGCGCUGCAAUAAUUAUCGAGAUGAGUUCGAUAGACGGACUGUUAUUCGUAUGGCCUUUAUUUGAACGCGGCACAAUUAAUAUAUACUGGAAACAGUUAACAGGCAAAUUAGAACAGGUGCUGAAAAGACAAGGUCAUGCAGCUGUUCGUGAUACCUGGUCGUCGGGCGGCGUACUACUGUGUACAUUGCUAGCCGGACGUACUCUAUUUGCUAGUGGUCCUGAAGAUACCACUACUAAAAUAUACCAACUGCGUUGGCAACAGUAA
Cinara cedri is the source of this 294-nucleotide messenger RNA. The record is from the annotation of a GenBank genome assembly. Lineage: Eukaryota; Metazoa; Arthropoda; Insecta; Hemiptera; Aphididae.